Dentiscutata erythropus is the source of this 161-nucleotide messenger RNA. Lineage: Eukaryota; Fungi; Glomeromycota; Glomeromycetes; Diversisporales; Gigasporaceae. The record is from the annotation of a GenBank genome assembly.
UUACGUUCCUUGUAAAAGACGAAGUUACAACUACUAGCAAUGAGGAAGAAGAACUUAUCUGUUAUGAAUUGUCUAAUUAUUACGGAAGGGUAAUAAAAUCGGGUUGGCUGCCAGAAUUCGAAAUCAAAAAUUACUUUACUGGCAGCAAUCAAUUUCGAUGA